Molecule: messenger RNA, 2381 nt
Organism: Cheilinus undulatus (humphead wrasse)
Lineage: Eukaryota; Metazoa; Chordata; Actinopteri; Labriformes; Labridae
Gene: arf2b
Product: ADP-ribosylation factor 2b
Exons: 5
Coding region: 124-669 (181 amino acids)
Biological process (GO): intracellular protein transport; vesicle-mediated transport
Cellular component (GO): plasma membrane; cytoplasm
Molecular function (GO): GTP binding; GTPase activity
Source: RefSeq, a predicted model, not a curated record
CUGAUUUCAUAGUGGGAAGUUCCCGUACACCGGUGUCUCCCUGGCUGCGCAAGACGCCAUUUUGGAGUGACAGUGAAAGAUAACGGAAAGAUCGAGAAGCUGUCUUUCUAAAGCUUCAUCACCAUGGGGAAUGUAUUUGCAAGCUUAUUCAAGGGCCUGUUUGGCAAAAAAGAGAUGAGGAUCCUCAUGGUUGGGCUUGACGCUGCUGGAAAAACUACCAUCCUAUAUAAACUCAAACUUGGAGAGAUAGUCACCACCAUUCCCACCAUUGGUUUUAACGUUGAAACUGUAGAAUACAAGAACAUCAGCUUCACAGUGUGGGAUGUGGGCGGUCAGGACAAGAUCAGGCCGCUGUGGCGCCACUACUUCCAGAACACUCAAGGGCUUAUCUUUGUGGUGGACAGCAACGACAGAGAGAGAGUGAACGAGGCGAGGGAGGAGCUGUCCAGAAUGCUCGCUGAGGACGAGCUCAGAGACGCCGUGCUGCUCGUUUUUGCAAAUAAACAGGAUCUCCCCAACGCUAUGAACGCUGCAGAGAUCACAGACAAGCUGGGCUUGCACGCCCUCCGCCAGCGCAGCUGGUACAUCCAGGCCACCUGCGCCACCAGCGGGGAUGGCUUGUACGAGGGCCUGGACUGGCUCUCCAACCAGCUGAAGAACCAGAAAUGAUCCAUUCCACCAGUUUUGAUUUUUGUUUGUUGUUUAUUUUUUCUGUUUCAACACAGCGGCAGCACCGGAUCCAGGCCCCCUCGCUCCCAUCUAAUCCCAACCUCGACCCGAGCUCUUUCUUUCAAGAACUUCCUUCAUUCCCUCCUCCUACUGCUCCCCCUCCUUGUCAGUACUCUUUGGGGCUCUAGCCUGUGCUGCUUGUGUGUGCGUGUGUGAGCGUGCGUGCGUGUGGGAGUGUGUGUGAGCGUGUUCCUUGUGUGUUCAGCGAGUGUGUGUGGGUGUGAAGGCGUCUCUGUGUAUGUUGGCUGGGAUUGGGAGUAACCCUGGCGUGCCUUUUACACACCUGUGGAAUCAGCAGUCUGGUUUUCAAGCCCCUCUCUCCAUCCACCAAACUCAGCCCCCGCCCCACUCAGCCUGCCCCCACUCCAAGUCUUGCACGGCCCCCCUUCUCCCCCACCCUUACUCUCCAGAGGAAGCAUGGUUUUCAUACGGCAAAGAAAGAGCAAGGGUGUAAGCUCUCCCCCCGCUCCCUGUAGUGAAUAUCUGUGUUAACUAGAAACGUUGUUCACCUCAUGUAGACUGAAUGCUAAAUGUCCAUUUUAACCUCUUUGAUUUUCAAACCUCAAACCCACCAGUAAGAGAUUCAGCAAAUUGCAUCUUAACCUGUAUCAGGUCGAAGCAAAUCAAAAACUAGAAAAGGCAAAAAAAAAAAACGCCCAUCCUCGAUCAUUCUGGUGUCAUCUGAAAAUCAUGCUGUUUGUUUUAUUCUUAUUCUAUUGGACUAUAACGGAUUAUUCUUAGUGAACACUACCUUUGUCCCCCCACUGAGCGAGACCGUGAAGCACAAGGCAAGCCAACAAUCUUUAAAAGAAUCUACUUUAAAUUAGAACCUGCAAGUAUAUGCAAUUCUUUAAUCUUUUUGGUAUUUGAUGUUUAACUCCCUGGAUUAAAUUAGAAAAACCUUCAGUAUAUGAAUCAUUCUGACAGUGUUCCUACUCCUCAAAGGUUUAAAAUAACGGUGUUGGGCAUUUCAGGCCUCAGACGGUUAACUGACACGUGUCCUGAUACAUCCACAAGCUUCACAUGUUAUUCCUUUCAAAGAUGUUACAUGUGUGUUUUUUCUGUAACUAGUUUUAGCAUUUCUAUUUGUACUUUGACUGCUGAACCAAAUGCAUCUGAGCAGUGCGACAAAUCCUAGAGCGUCCUCCAGGGCCUGCUUUUGAGUUUGAACAGUUUUUGUUUUUUUUCCUCACAAAUGGUUGGCAUUUGACUCUGAAAUGUGAAAGCAUCCAGCUGUCUAAGUUUUCCUGGUUGGGAUGAAGGAUUGGCACCAAAUAUGAAGGCUCUUUAACUGUGAACGGUCUAGGCAGGAAGAAAGGAAAGCUAGUUUAACCAUACUGGUGUUGACAAGAUAAAACUACUCAUCACAGAUCAGCAUCUUAAACCGUCAUAUUUCAUAUCUGAACAAAUCUACAACACAACAGCUCUGUUUUUCAGCAGCUCCUCAAUGAGCUCAAGGACUCGGUGGUAGACCUGUCGAGGGGAAAGGGUGUGCAGUUAACUGGUUGCAUGAUUCAGCAGGCGUUCUCAGUGUGGAACCGUGGGGGUAAAGCUGGCACUUCUGUCAAGAAUGAUUGUAAAUCUGUAAGUUCCCCUGUAAACUGUUUCUGUGGGGAUUUCCUGAACACAUUAAUAAACAUGAUUUGAUCCAA